CCAACGGAACAGGAAGUGGGAAACUUUGGAUUCAGUAACAAUGAAGUAAUGACGCGAUCUGGGCACUUUGGAAACAGCUGGCUGGCUAGCGAGCUGGAUACUAAAGCCAGUUAUCUAAACUUUCUUCUUAAACAGAAAUACUGACAUCGAUACUAAACCAAGACGUAUACGAAACAUCCUGGAUGUGCUAAUGCCACCAUGGCAAGAAAAUUCACUUUUAUGUUAUAUGUUGUUUACAUGUUUUCACAGACGAACUCUCAAGAAGCAAUUUUGCACGUCUCACAUGGGUCUUCUGAGAAAGAGUAUUGCCUUGUUUACAAUUCAUCCUGGACUAAACUGUCAACGUCUCUUGGCAAUGCAGUAGAGUACCAGUUGGUAAACCUGACCUCGAGCUUUCUCUGCAGCGAAUCAGGCCUGGCCCCUGAUGCACUGAGGGGGAGGGCAGUGGUGGUGAUGAGGGGGGAGUGUGAUUUCAGUCGGAAAGCUCUGGUCGCCCAAGAUCUCGGAGCCUCUGCUGUCCUCAUUGCCAGUAAAACAGCCAUGCAAACUCCUUCAGGGAAUGAGACGGACUCUGAAAAAGUGACGAUUCCCCUGGCCCUCAUGAGAUACAGAGACAUUCUGGAUGUGUGGCAGGCGUUCCCCGAUGGCAUGGCUGUGAGUUUAUAUGCUCCUCCAGUGCCCGUGGUUGACGUCAGCCUCCUGGUCAUGUUGUUUCUUAGUGUCUUCACUGUGGCUAUGGGAGCCUACUGGAGUGGCGUCUCUGAAAGGGACCGGCUGAGUGGAGGCCAUGAUGCUGAGGGCUGUGAGGGGAAAGGCUCCGGCGGUGACUUGUCUCUUUACUCUCCUCUGAAAAUCAUCAUCUUCGUGGCCCUGAUGAGCACCAUGCUGGUCCUGAUGUACUUCUUCUACUCCUGGCUCGUGUAUGCCAUCAUUGCUGUGUUCUGUCUUGCCUCUGCUGUGGCCCUACACACCUGCCUGGAUGCCAUCAUGGAAAGGAUUGGUUGUCCAAGUGGAAGCUUCUCAUUCUAUGGAAAAGAUUUCUCAAUCCGGUCCCUGCUGCUGGCUGCAGUCAGUAUUGGUGUGGCUGUGGUGUGGGGGGUGUACAGGAACGAGGACAGGUGGAUCUGGAUUUUGCAGGAUCUCCUGGGUAUUGCAUUCUGCCUGCACUUCAUGAAGACCAUAACUGUGUCCAACUUUAAGAUCUGCGUCAUUCUCCUCAGCCUCCUGGUGCUGUACGAUGUCUUCUUUGUCUUCAUCACGCCUUUCUUUACACCAAACGGGGAGAGUAUAAUGGUUCAAGUCGCUCUCGGUCCAGGGUCUACCGGGACAAAGAGUGAUGACAACUUUGUGGAGGUGCCUGCUGAACCCACAGCUCCCCGUGAGAAACUGCCUGUGGUCAUGAGGGUGCCCAGGUUUUCAGCCUGGGCCCAGAACCUGUGUGCAAUGCAGUUCUCCAUUCUUGGCUAUGGAGACAUCAUUAUACCAGGUUUGCUGGUGGCCUACUGCCACAGGUUUGAUAUAUGGACCAGCAGCCCCAAGAAGAUCUAUUUUUUAUCCUGCACUGCAGCCUAUUUCCUUGGCUUGAUUGUGACGUUUGUGGUCAUGAUUAUGUCCAAGAUGGGCCAGCCUGCCCUGCUGUACCUGGUACCAUUCACUCUCCUCACCUGCGCCCUGGUCGCCUGGAGAAGGAAGGAAAUGAGACAUUUCUGGGCUGGUACUAAUUAUGAAGUGUUGGACUCUUCAAUGGAUCCUUUAUUACAAGGCGGAGGAUCAGGAUGUGACGGUGGAGGAAAAUGCUGACUUCCACAAGUGACCUAGGGUGGUGCCUUGUUGCACUUUUUACUUUGAGAAUUUUGGCACAGGCGCAAAUGAUGGUUGUCUUGUGUUAACAAUAGGGAAUGAAUCAGCAGGUGUAAUUGCCAGGGAUGAAAUGUGGUUUGGGGAUUUAAGGCCUGUCAUUUCAUCACUUGUUGGUCAUCAGAAUAAGCUAAAUAAUCCAUAGUGUAGACGAUGACUAAAGUAAAAAAAAGAAAAAAGAAAAAUGGUGUGUAACAGUUUACCUUACUAGUGAUAGGCUGGAUAAAAUCAAUUAGGUUACAGGGGGUUUGGGUCUCUUCAUUUUCCUUGUUACAUUUCCUUACAAAUGCAGAAUUCUGGUUAUCUUUUUGCUGUGGACGGCCGAUGAUUCCAGUCUCAACAUGUUUGGCAUCGGGCAAUUAAAACUGCCUAUUUCGAAGUGGUAGUAUUUACUGAUCACUGUGUUGCAAGUUUAAACGCACUUUUCUUUUAUUAAAUUGAUACUUUUGUGCA
Messenger RNA from Conger conger (European conger), 2310 nucleotides. Its product is annotated as signal peptide peptidase-like 2A. NCBI's taxonomy places the organism in Eukaryota, Metazoa, Chordata, Actinopteri, Anguilliformes, Congridae. The record is from RefSeq and is a predicted model, not a curated record. Gene Ontology annotation, cellular component: lumenal side of endoplasmic reticulum membrane; cytoplasmic side of endoplasmic reticulum membrane; lysosomal membrane. Gene Ontology annotation, molecular function: aspartic endopeptidase activity, intramembrane cleaving. The transcript is spliced from 17 exons. Bases 199 to 1800 code for a protein of 533 amino acids. Gene Ontology annotation, biological process: membrane protein proteolysis.